Messenger RNA from Tripterygium wilfordii, 1169 nucleotides. RefSeq lists its product as uncharacterized. The record is from RefSeq and is a predicted model, not a curated record. NCBI's taxonomy places the organism in Eukaryota, Viridiplantae, Streptophyta, Magnoliopsida, Celastrales, Celastraceae. Bases 98 to 829 code for a protein of 243 amino acids. The transcript has 2 exons. Gene Ontology annotation, cellular component: mitochondrial large ribosomal subunit; mitochondrial ribosome.
CUUCCUCCUCCUCCUCUAAUGAUUUCUUCCUUCUCAGUCACUCAAGUCUGAAGAUUUUUAUCGAUAAACUGAAAGCGGGAUCUUGUUCUAGCUGAAGAUGUUUCGAGUUGCGAAAUCAAGACCUGUUGAAACCCUAGCUCAUCAGUUCCUCCAGCGAUGCUUGGUAAGUGGCACUGCUAAAGGCAAAGCCAAGUUGAAAGCCGGCGUAACCCUAAAACGCUCUAAAAUAUCCACCAAGAAAGGCGCACAGGGCGGGGAUUCUGCCGAACCUAAACGCAGACCUCAAGAUGACGCGCAACAGCGCCUCUAUGAUCAGUGCAUCAAUGCCCCGACCCCGGUGCGGUACCUGAAGCCGAAAGAGAAGGCACGCGAGGCGGAGCGAGAGAAGCUCGGUCUUAUUAGCCAGGAUCGACAGCGCGAGAUCGAGAUCGCAAAGAAAGGCGGUAAGGCGGCCAUGGGUGUUCCCGACGAGCCCAUGAUUAUGGGGACUCCUGGGUUAGACCUCAUUACGCUGGGGCUGGUUGAUGCGGAGAAGAUUCCUAAGUACGAGCUGACUGUGGAGGACGGCAGGAGGCUCGCCAAGGAGUAUAGUCGGGUGCUAAUGAGGAAGCACCGAGCUAGGCAGGCUGCAGAGACCGCAUUUCUAAAAUUGAAGAAGGAGGCCAUUGAAGCGCUGCCUGAGAAGUUGAAGGCAGCCGCUUUGGUUCCCGAUCUGUCGCCAUUCCCCGCCAAUAGGUUUAUGGCAACGUUGACGCCACCGAUUGAAGGGUACAUUGAAAAAGUGAUGGAAGCGGCAAGGAAGAGCGUUGGAAAGGAGAAGCUCAGAUGACUGAGGAUACAGAUCAAUACUGAUGAGUACAUCACUUGUGGUCAUCAAUUCUUGCAAUAAUAAUACAAGACGCUAUUGUCUUUUGACAGAGUUGGUAAAUUGCUGGGGGCGUGCUAUUCUAUGGUAUCUGGAGGCAUGCCAAGAAUAGUUCAGAUGCCCGAGAAUUAUUUGGAGCGCAUUCAGUGGUGGUCGCCGUAGUUGGGAAAUUUACCAUGUACUUGCACUUUCCUCUCUUUUUUUGAAGGAAUAAAUUGUGGAAAUUUAAAUUAGUACUUUUUUUUUCUUUAAUUUCUAUUUCAAUAACUCUUAUAAGAUAAAGAAAAGCAAACUGUUAGUGAAA